Molecule: messenger RNA, 4980 nt
Organism: Chelmon rostratus (copperband butterflyfish)
Lineage: Eukaryota; Metazoa; Chordata; Actinopteri; Chaetodontiformes; Chaetodontidae
Product: protein APCDD1-like
Exons: 5
Coding region: 335-1870 (511 amino acids)
Biological process (GO): negative regulation of Wnt signaling pathway
Cellular component (GO): plasma membrane
Molecular function (GO): Wnt-protein binding
Source: RefSeq, a predicted model, not a curated record
ACGAACAGAGGACGCGCGUAAAAGCGACCGAGCUGCUCCAUUUCAGCAGAGAGCGACAGCGUUUCAACUCCCCCAGCGCGUCACGUCACAAACUUUGGACUUUGCGUCGUUUUCUAGAUGCCAGUCUUUGUUUCGGAGCUCAGGUCCAGCGGGAGUUUUAUCCUCUCCGGCGAAGCGGAGGUGUGUUUCCUAUGAUGCUCGGAUAUCACGGCAGUGUCUCCUCCACGCUUUGGAUACAGAAUGUGAGGAUUUGUGUCGGAAUAAACCAGGACGCUGCGUAAAGGAAGCCCUGAUCUCCCCGGAGUGACCAGCGAAGCUCGUUUCAGUCCCCUCGAUGUGCGGAAUGGGGCCGGCAGCUGCUCUGCUUCUCGUUGCUUUUUUGGGCUGGGCUGAAGGUUCCUCUCUUCACUACGCAGACGGUCGGUCCAGCCGUCUCUCCAUGGAGAAAACCUUCGGCCGGCUGGUCAAAGACUCGCAGUGCCAACACAUGUUGAAGCACCUUCACAAUGGAGCCCGAAUCACCGUGCAGAUGCCUCCAAACGUAGAGGGUCACUGGGUGUCCACCAGCUGUGAGGUGAGACCAGGCCCGGAGUUCCUGACGCGCUCCUACAGUUUCUUCUCCAACAACACCUUCCAGGCUAACCAGUUCUACUACGAGGACAACCACUGCACCAAACCCACCUACACUCUGGUGAUCCGGGGUCGCCUGCGCCUACGUCAGGCCUCCUGGAUCAUCCGCGGCGGCACUGAGGCGGAGUACCACCUCCACCGCGUCCAGAUGGUUUGUCACACAGCCACCGUGGCCAAAGAGCUCAGCCAGAGGUUCAACCGCAGCUGCAGAGGGGCCGUGAAGGGCCCCUGGGAGCCUAAUGUGAUCUACGAGUUGUGGAGCGAGGAGGGCGGCUUCGACUGCUCCAGGGAGCUUAACUUUGCCAUGCAUGAGCUGCAGCUGCUGAGGGUAGAGAAGCAGUACCUGCAUCACAAUCUGGAUCACCUGGUUGAGGAGCUGUUUCUAGGAGACAUCCACACCGAGCCGUCCCAGAGGCUGUACUACAAGCCAUCCAGCUACCAGAUGGCCCUGCAAAACGCCAAGAAUCAUGACCACGGCUGCAUCGCCUGUCGCAUCAUCUACCGCUCGGAUGAGUUCCACCCUCCCAUCCUGCCGCCGCGGGCCGACCUGACCGUCGGGCUGUACGGUCAGUGGGUGAGCCAGCGCUGCGAAGUUCGCCCUGAGGUCCUCUUCCUCACCCGCCACUUCAUCUUCCAUGACAACAACCACACCUGGGAGGGCCACUACUACCACUACUCUGACCCCGUCUGCAAACACCCCACCUUCACCAUCUACGCCCGCGGACGCUACAGCCGAGGCCUGCACUCCACCCGCGUCAUGGGCGGGACGGAGUUUGUCUUCAAAGUGAACCACAUGAGAGUGACUCCCAUGGACUUAGCCACCACCUCCCUCCUCAACGUCUUCAACGGUAACGAGUGCGGAGUGCAGGGGUCCUGGCAGGUCGGGGUGGAGCAGGACGUCACCGUGACCAACGGCUGCGUGGCGCUGGGCAUCCGGCUGCCUCACACAGAGUACGAGCUCUUCCGCAUGGAGCAGGACGCCCACGGCCGCUACCUGCUCUACAACGGCCAGCGUCCCAGCGACGGCUCCAGCCCGGACCGGCCGGAGAAGCGGGCCACCUCCUACCAGAUGCCCCUGGUGCAGUGCUCAGCAAGCAGCCAGCCGUCAGACCGCGGCCGAGUCGACCCGCCUCUGCUGGACCGCAAUGACUGCACGGGGCGGCACAGAGGAGGCCAGAAACACGUCGCUGUGGCUCUCGCCGCGUUCGUCACGUGUCUGCUCCUCUGCUGGCAAAGCUAGAAAGCAGUCUGGCCUUUUUCUACAUAAAGACACAACAAGACAGUGUGGAUUACAAGAGCAGACAGGGAGGCCGCUUUUCAGCAGCAACGCUAAACUUUUCACUCCUCUGAUGUGAAAGAGGAUGAAAACUGGUGCCCUGGUCCUCUGAACCUUUUCCCAGCUACCAAAGACUCGACACUGCUGCACCACAGAAACUGCACUUUAAGAGUGGAACCAAAGACCAACCAGUCUGUGUUUCCACAAAUAUACAAAGAUGUCUAUAUAUACACACAGACCCGAGAGUAUGUUUUAUACAGUGUAUUUACCUACAACUAUCAGGUCAUUUCUUGGUACUGCAAAGAGACCCGAUUUGAUGUGUGGAAGCGUUUUCUAUAAAUGAACUCUUGACAAGAAGCUCCCCUCUGGAGGAGAUGUGCUGGUGGGUAGUCACUGUUUACAGUAAAAGGGAACUACACUACUUAUAUUAAAGCAUUUUCUUGAAAUAUUGCCUUACUGUACAGUCAACUCAGCAGCAGUUAUUUCUUCUUCUCCACAUUAAGAUCAUGUUAUUUUGGAUACAAUAAAACUCAUCUGCUGGAAGUUAUCUUCCAUUAAAAAGAGACGUUUUUAUUCCCUCUCUGAUCAGAUUAGCUGCAUCUUCACUGGCCGACUCUUGACCUUGUUUCCAUUGGGGCUCUUUUGAAAUUAUGUCAUGCUCAGAUUGGGAAAAUGCAUAUAAAUGAGCAACCUCAUCAAUUGAAGACAUUGUAAAAACUUGUAUUAAGACUGGGCAAUGACUGGUUUGUAAUAAUAAUGUAUGAGGGGGGGGGGAAAAGCAAAAUAAUCACAUUAAUUCACUGUUUAUGCUGCUCUACAUGCACAAAAUGCUUCUCACAAGUGUAAAAUGUAUAAAGUUUUAAUAAAUUUUCUUGGAAUCACUGAAUAAGCAGCAGAAUUUAGCCAAACUGUCACAUAAUAUCAUCACAGUAUGAUUCCAGUACAUACAGUGGUACAUAAAGUUUUGGCAUCCCUGGUCAAACUUCUGUUAAUGUUAGGUAAGUUUAUAAAGUUAAAGAUGAAACUUUCUCUUCACCAUGUUUGUUUUGUCCAGUAUUAGAGUGAAAAGGAGCAUCAUGCAAAAGCCAUAACUUUUAUCAAAGUCUCAACUUUAAUCAGCUUGUUAGAGCUGCGGCUUGUUCACAGUCAUUCAGUAAAGCCAAGUAUGCAAAUUUCAAAGCUUUAUAAAUACUGUGACUCCUCAAACCUUGUCCCAACAAUUAGCAGCCAUGAGCUCCUCUAAUCAGCUGCCAAGUACUCUAAAAAUUUAAAUAAUUGAUGCCUGCAAAGCAGGAGGGAGCUGUAAGAAGACAGCAAAGCCUUUUCAUGUGGCUGUUUGUGAUGUAAUUAAGAAAUGGCAGAAACAGUGGAGGUCAGAUUAAGGUCUGGAAGGACAAGAAAUCUCUCACAGUUUUGUAAGAUUGCUAGAGAGACAAUCUCUCUAUUUGACUGCAAAAGAGCUUCAUGAAGAUUGAACAGACUCUGAGGUGUAAUGUGACCUUCAUGGAGAAAACUUCCUGUGUCCUCACCCCAAUAUUCAGCAUCAGAAGUUUGCAAAGGAACAUCUAAACAAGCCUGAAACGAGUCCUGUGGACUGAUGAAGUUAAGAGAAUUUUUGGCCACAGUGAGCAUUGUUAUGUUUGGAGGAAAAAGGGUGCAGAAUUUCAUGAGGACCACCUCUCCAACUGUUUGGGCUCAUUUUUCAGCCAGUGGCUGUAAAAAAGAAAAAAAAAAGUUGAAGAUUAAAAGAGGAUAAUGAUCCUAAACACGCCUCAGAAUCCACAAUGGAGUACCUCAACAGGCUGAAGGUUUUGCCAUGGCCUCACAGUCCCCCGACCUAAAUAUCAUCAAAAAAUCUGUGAAUAGACCCAAAACAGCAGUGCAUGCAAGACAGCCCAAGAAUCUCACAGAACUAGAAGCCUUAUGCAAAGAAGAAUGGGCGAAAACUCUUAGCUGAAUAUAGAAAGUUACAAGUUAUAGUAGUUGCUACAGGAAGUGUUGCUAAAUACUGAGCAUGCAGGGCGCACAAACUUUAAAAACUGUAGAAGGCAGAAAUAAAAAAAAAAAAAAUGUAAUCUCACUUGAAAUAUUAAAGAAACGUUUCAUCUUUAACUUCAUGCUGUUUGGAAAACAGCUCAUCUUGUACUCACAGUAACAACACACCAGGGGUGCUCAAACCUUUGCGUGCCACUGCACCGAGAAAUCAGAGUACUGAAUUAUUGCCCAGUCUUAUGUGCAAUUGAUCGCUUAAAAAAAAAAAAAAGCUUUUGUUUUAUUAAAAUGCUUUGCGUUUAAGAUUUAUCAAACUGUUGGUGCUUUGUAAGCAUUCACUGCUUCAGUUUUCUCAGUUAAUGGACUACAUGCAAGGGACCCACAUACAUACAUACAUACAAACAAACAUUUGGGGGCUAGUUGCAUCUUAGCUCUUUUUUUGUUAGCAUUGUUAGCACCAUUUGGAGUAAUAUUAUUUAACAUAAAACAAUGUCUCUGCAACACAAGUUGGUGCUUUAAAAUAACAUUUGGAAACAAACUGUGCAGCUCCUUGAAGUCUUUCAGUGAGGAACCAGUGAAAUAACAAAGAUUCAAGGUUGUUUCUAAACGUUGGAGUAGAAUAAGUUCAAAGUACCUUCUGUGGGAUUGAGGUCAUCAGAUGUGGCAAAGCAUCAGCACCCUUCAGCUCUCCUCUCGUUUAGUCUCACUGAAGGUCUCUGCAGCAUCAUCACUGGUCUACAGAGGUCGUCACUGGACUCUGGGUCGCGGAUCGGUACCUGUUUGGGAAUUUACCAGCAAGCUUCUGUCAUACCAGAACUUUCAGACUGUGUUGAACAGAGAAAGGACAUCACAGCAUACUCAACAUUUCUGCAAUGGAAAACUAAAUGACUAAUUUCAUUACAGGCGGUUUAGUACCAUUGGUGGUGCAGAAUCUUGUUCCCAGACUAAAGAAGCUGUAUUAGGCUCCAAGAAAUGCCUUUGUAACUGGAUACAUGUAUAGGAUUAAAGGAUUGAUACUCGUCAGUGCUGAUCUAUAUGUACUUUUUUUUUCUUUGUACGGAUGCAGUUACAUGAUCACUCUG